Messenger RNA from Lachancea dasiensis, 576 nucleotides. The record is from the annotation of a GenBank genome assembly. NCBI's taxonomy places the organism in Eukaryota, Fungi, Ascomycota, Saccharomycetes, Saccharomycetales, Saccharomycetaceae.
AUGCAGACACUGAAGUGCGUGGUCGUUGGCGAUGGUGCAGUCGGUAAAACCUGCUUAUUGAUUUCCUACACAACAAACCAGUUUCCAGCCGAUUACGUGCCCACUGUUUUUGACAAUUACGCGGUGACAGUGAUGAUCGGCGACGAGCCUUACACACUGGGACUAUUCGACACUGCAGGCCAGGAAGAUUACGACCGUUUGAGACCACUCUCGUACCCGUCCACUGACGUGUUUUUGGUGUGUUUCAGCGUAAUUUCGCCUCCUUCUUUUGAGAAUGUGAAAGAGAAAUGGUUUCCCGAGGUACACCACCACUGCCCUGGUGUUCCAUGCCUGAUUGUUGGCACGCAGGUCGACUUGCGGGACGACAAAGUGAUCAUUGAAAAGCUCCAGAGACAACGCUUGCGUCCUAUUCUUCCAGAUCAAGGCGAACGGUUGGCGCGUGAGCUUCGGGCAAUCAAGUAUGUGGAAUGCUCGGCCCUUACGCAACGUGGCUUGAAGAAUGUAUUCGAUGAGGCUAUUGUCGCGGCUCUGGAGCCUCCUGUUAUCAAGAAGAGCAAAAAAUGUACUAUUUUAUAA